This is a messenger RNA of Telopea speciosissima, 1002 nucleotides long. RefSeq lists its product as uncharacterized. NCBI's taxonomy places the organism in Eukaryota, Viridiplantae, Streptophyta, Magnoliopsida, Proteales, Proteaceae. Gene Ontology annotation, molecular function: nucleic acid binding; RNA-DNA hybrid ribonuclease activity. Bases 1 to 1002 code for a protein of 333 amino acids. The record is from RefSeq and is a predicted model, not a curated record. The transcript has 2 exons.
AUGGAAAUCUUGGAUACUAGCAGGUGCGAUUGCCGUGUAUGGGCUCACACCAGUUCUGGAAUUUUUUCGGUGGCGUCGGCCUGGGAUGCUUUAAGAAUCAAGGCUGCUCCUACUCAGUGGGGUUGGGCGAUUUGGCAGAGAUGUUUGCAACCCCGUUCCUCUGUUUUUGGGUGGCGUUUGGUGCAUGGAGCUCUUCCAAUUGAUGACAAAAUGCGUCGCAGGAUAGUAGCACUGGUGUCCAGAAAAUUAAAGGUCAUUCCCCUGCCCAAAGUCUGGGGGCCUCUCAUCAUCAUUAUUUGUCACCAGAUAUGGUUGGAGCGUAACAGGCAGCGUUAUGACAACCUGAAAAGAACCCAUUCCCAAGUGGUGAAUUUAUGCUUCAGAGAGGUCUCGGAUUGUGCCUGUAUUGAAGGGGUGAAGGUCAACUCAGUACACGAUCUGAUCCUUGCUAGAAAGUUGCGAGUUGUUAUCACCAAAUCGCCAGCAAAAAUUAUUAUUGAGGUGAAGUGGAAACAUCCUCUUAUAGGUUGGUGGAAAUUAAACAUCGACGGUUCCUCAUUGGGAAAUCCAGGAUCUAUAGGAGCUGGUGGGAUUUUCAGGAACCACUUUGGCACUCCAAUUAGAUGUUUCGCUUCCUUUCAAGGGGUUGGAACUAAUUUCAUGGCAGAGAUGGCGGCUUCCAAGGUGGGAAUUAAGGAAGCUCGGGAAUUAUGCAUCUCCAAGCUCUGGAUUGAAAGUGACUCUACAGCUACAGUUACUAUUAUUCUCUCCCGUAUGAUCCCUUGGUGUUUAAUGCAAUAUUGGUGGUCAAUUUCUCCUUUCCCUGAUUCUAUUCAGUGGAGAAUCACACAUUGCUAUAGGGAAGCUAAUGUGGCAGUAGAUGCUUUAGCAAACCAUGCGGCCAAAGGAGAAAUCUCAAGCAUUUGGCAAGCUACUCCUAUCUUCAUUUCUCAAGCUGUCUCAUGGGAUGCGCUAGGCUGGCCUUAUUACAGAUUUACUUAA